AUGUCCGACGCAGAACUCGACCAGGAAUGGAAGCCGAGCCGUCGGCCGCAGUCGACCAUGGCACAGGCCUUCUCGACUGCGCUGGAUAGCGCCUUUUCGCUCGAUUCCGAUGUCAAUCACCUCUCACAGACCAUCGAUCAAAAAAGACACCAGAUGAUGAUCCAGACGCGAGAAUUGGAGCAACUCCAGGCCAAGAUCCGGGAGGCCGAGGAACGUCUCAAGGCCCGACAGUCUUUAAUCCUCGAUGGAAACAACUCAAGGAACCAGUCAGCACAACGAGGAGAGCGAUUCUAUCAAUCAUCAGCAUCCACCUCGUCAUCUCCCACGGAAUCGGCAGGCCAGUACUCGAGCGGCGAUGAACAACAACAGCGCGGUAAGGGCCGUAACUCAUGA
Messenger RNA from Aspergillus sclerotioniger CBS 115572, 393 nucleotides. RefSeq lists its product as uncharacterized. NCBI's taxonomy places the organism in Eukaryota, Fungi, Ascomycota, Eurotiomycetes, Eurotiales, Aspergillaceae. Bases 1 to 393 code for a protein of 130 amino acids. The record is from RefSeq and is a predicted model, not a curated record. The transcript is spliced from 4 exons.